AUGGCGGACGAAAUGACGAGGGCAGGAGGAAGAAGGCUCUCUGUGCUGUAUGGCUCUCAAACUGGGACUGCCCAAGAAGUUGCUGAAAGAAUCGGUCGAGAAGCAAAAAGAAGAUACUUGUCAGCGAGUGUUUUGGCUCUAGACGAUUACAAUGUGGUAUGCCUAUCAUCAGAUGUCUAUAGUUAUGUUAAGAUAUUUUGUUAUGUAAGUACAUGGUAGGUAUUAUAAUGACUUGCAUACUUUUUCAGAUGAAGCUGAUUGAAGAAGAGCUUGCGAUAUUUGUAUGUGCAACAACAGGUCAAGGAGAUGAACCUGAUAAUAUGAAGGUUGUUACAGCUAUACUUUUUAUUCUAUGGCAAAAUGUUCAUUGAUUAAUUUUAAGUUAUUUUUAUUUAAGAGUCUUUUUUUAAGUUAUUUUUAUUUAAGAGUCUUUUUAUUCAAGAUUUUUCCUUAACUUUCUCUCCAAUCGUUAGUGAUUCGUUAGUGAGUCGAAUUUUAAUGGAGUAGAAUUGCUUUUAUAAGGCUUGAAAAAAAAACCACUGUUAUAAAUAUAUCUUUUUUAAUUCUGAGCAACCCUCUCUUGAUCUUGUCGCUGCAUUGCAGAGUAAAAAAAGCCUAGUUCUUACUGAUUGAGCUUUGCUCUAUAACUUCAAAAAUAUUAAAUAAUAAUUUUUAAAAAGUGCUCUUAACUCUUUUACUCUGAUUUUCCAGCUUGUUAGAUCACAAGAGAAGCUAAUCAUGAUUAUCUUCCAUCUAUAAAGUGGGAGAACUUCAAAAUUUAUUCUUCAGUAAAAUGAAAUAGUUAUAGUUGUACUUGAUUAACAAGAAAAUAAAAAAUCAAAAUAAAACAACAAUAACAACAUGUUGUUUGAUGUUUUAUAGAAAUUUUGGAGAUUUAUCCUCAGAAGAAACCUUCCUGUUAAUUCUCUAUCUGGGUUGUCAUUUGCAGUCCUAGGCUUAGGAGAUUCAUCAUAUCCAAAGUAGGUUUAGAUGGUGAUGGGAAUGAAAGAUAUGAUUUAACCCUUUAACUCGCAUGAGUAACCAAGACAGAAUUUCUCCAUGCAGUAUAAUUACAAUAUCAACCAGAUAAGUGAUGAGAAUAGAGAAAAUAUCAAUUAGGGGAUCAUAAGUUGAUCCAAUACUAAAUUAUCUGAACUAACAUUGUAAGAUUUGUAUUGUUGACAGUAAGGAAAAUUACAAAUUUGAUGUGGGAUUUAAAGGGUUAAGGUGGCUGGGAAAUAUCUCAAGAUAAGGAUUUUGUGAAAGUCAGAUUAUCAGAAUUUUGAUUCUGUCAUGAUGAUAAAUAAUGGAUACUAUAAAUCUUAAGUAAUUCAUCAUCAGUCUACUCUGAUUAAAGUAAUUUUUGAUUUAUUUUUAUUUUAUAGAUUUAACUUUAUUGCCAAGAAGCUCAAUAAAAGACUGAUCCAGUUGGGUGGUAGAGAACUGCAAAGGGUUGGCCUAGCAGAUGACCAGCAUGAUCUUGGGUAUGUUCCAAGUUUGGGAUUAGCAAGUUGUGAAUCUUUUCUUCCGAUUCAACUCGUGUCUGUUUGUCAACUUAGGUUGGAUCAACAAGUACUUAUGUCUAUUUGUAGAGUAGGGGAUAAUACAAAAAGAAUAUCUUAAUUGAAUGGAACCUAAAAGUAUGGGGUCAACAAUGCCGCCUCCUUUGAAAAAAAAAUCCACCUCUCUGUCCUCCCUUGGAGGUCUUAGCAUGCAAUAUUUGUCAGUUGUAACUUGCUCAUGGUAGUUGUUUAUUAUAAAUCAUAUGUCCUGAAUAGAAGGAUUAAAUUGAACCAGACUAAAGUUCUAGCACAUAAGGACACUACUGGUAUCCUUGAAUAUUGAGUUAAAAAAUACAUCAGUCAGUGCAUCCUAUAAGACAAGUGCACUUAUGGUAGGAAAGUAAAGAAUCAAGUUUCUUUUUCUUUUGACUUAGGCCAGAUGCAGUUGUUGAUCCGUGGUUGAAGCAGCUAUGGGAAAAAAUGCUUAGAAUACAUCCUCUGCCAGCUGGAAAGGAUAUCAUCAGUGCUAAUGUUAGGUAAAGUGGCAAUGUCUGUUCCAGACUAGGAUCGAUCCCUAUCUUCUUGUGAAUUUUUGUCGUCAGUAUGAUUAAAGAGAUCAUGAAAAUUAAACACUGAAUUAGCUUUAAACAAGACUGUUUUUCCUGGGAGACAUUACUUUGGUAGAAAGGACAGUACAAAGUUAAGAAGUGCAACAAAAGGUACAAUGUUAUAUUUGAAUGUUUUUGAUUUCAUGCCCGGAAAAAAAAAACCUCUUGUUGUCUUCAUAAACAUUAUGUUGUCAUCCAAUAUGCAUAAGAAAAUAACAGGAAAUCGGACAGAUGUAGUGAACACAUAAAGGUGCACUGAAUUUAAGAAUUUUAUUGAUUUGCUCUUUAAACAGGCCUCACUCAAGAUUCAAGGUGAUCUUUGUUGAUACCAGUAAUCAUGUAACAGAGGACACAAACAAAGCAUGUGAAAGCUCUUUGAUAGAAAAUGGAGGUAAGCUGACAGAAGUAAAAAUGUUGUAGUUAUGGUUCAAUAGUGAUUCAUACUUUGAUUCAAAAACUCUUGGUCUCUUUUCCAAUGUCUUUAUCCAAGCAGUUAUGUCAGAUUCCAGUCCAAGCAGAAGACAUCCUUUCAAUGCACAGCUAAUAUCAAACAACCGUGUGACUUCACCAGAUCACUGGCAAGAUGUAAGACUGGUGCAAUUUGAUAUCAAGGGUUCUGGAAUAAGGUACUAACACUGCUUAAAUUUAAUUUAUUGAAAAGUCAUGGUUUAAAUGAUUUCAGGUCGAAUUUAAAUCAGAUAAAUUUGAUUAAUUUUAUGACUUUCUUUAUUUGACCCUUACACAUCCAAGAUCUCAAAAGAAACUCUCUUACCAUCUUUUAUACAAUUUUUUUUCCAUAUUUUGCUCUUAUAAUUUGGUAUCGAAUCAUUUGCUUAAAAUGCUUCAAUGUUGGGAGGAAUAAUUGUAAACAAAAUGCUUUUAUUAAUGAACACAAAUAGGAAUUCUUUUGGAAAAAAUAUUUGGAGACCUGAGUUAUGUUUAGUAAGAUGGAAAAGAUGUGAAGCCCACAUGACACAUUGUUCUACCCUACUACACAUCUUGACCUUACCAACAGCUGGUUAAUCCUCUAGCACAGUCUGUUUUCUUGAAUUGAACAUAUUGUCUCCAUAUGAGCAAAAUUAGUUUUUAAAGCUGACUGCUGGACUGCACAGAAAUAUUUCUAGUAAUUUUUUGUUCCAUUUCCAUACUGGUAGAAUUCUUGCAAGACUUACACUGUAACUUUCAUGUCAUCUUAAGAUGUUUUAUUGGGGCUACACAGGCUUAAUGAGAGACUAUUUUAGUGGCCAUGAAGAUUGUCUGAGAUACUGUAAUUUUCAGUGAUCCAUCAGUUACCUUCUUCUUAACCAAAAAAUGCCAGUUGUAAACAAGCUUGUCAUGUUUGUAUAAAUAAUAGAUACUUAAAACACACCGUACAAAUAACCACUAAUUCCACUAAUUUUAUAGUAUUUAUUUGGCUGUGAGGUGAGGAGAUUGCUAUUAUUUCAUUGUAAAAAGUCAAUUUGUUUUUGUUGGUGCUCUUCUUUAGCCACUCUCCAGGUGACGUUCUUAUGGUGCAGCCAAGUAAUCUGCCUGAUGUUGUACAAGAAUUUAUGAAUCUUUUAUCACUAGAACCCGAAAAAAUGUUCCAUCUUGAGCAGAAUGAUCCAGGUUAGUGGUUUGUAGAACUGAUAGCUGUCAUUUAAAAGAUGCACUCAUCUGCUGAAGUGAUUGGAUUUUAGAAUGUUAUUACAAUGCCAGAGUUUUUUUGGUCAUAUUAGUUCAGCAUGUGGUAUGGAAAAUUCAGGAUCCUUCUGUGAGAUGUGGUAAUUUUUUGGCAUCUUGCUGUACAGUUUGUAUUUAAUGCUUAGUUAGGAAAUUCCUUACAGAGCCCCUUUAAGAAAAAUCUGUUUUCAAAACAGCUUGUGCCUUUCCACCAUGAUUAAAUGUUGAACUACAUGAUUUAAUGUGACAGAUCUCCCUGUUCCACACCAGCUUCCUCAGCCUUGCUCCAUUAAGCACCUUGUGGAACAUUAUCUAGACAUUCAAGGUGUACCAAAAAGAUACUUCUUUGAGCUUCUUUCCCACUUCACAAGUUCAGAGCUGGAAAAGGAAAAACUUCAAGAGUUUUGCUCUGCAGAGGGACAGGUAUAAAUAAAUUUUGUGGUCUAACUUUAACUUGAAAAGCAAAUCUACUUAUGAUAAUCAGCAUUGGUAUAAAAUGAUGGCUGAAUUUGAGUCAGCACUCAUGUGCAAAUGAAGAGUUUUCUGCAUGCAGGCCACAAUAUUAAGUCUUCAAAGUUCACUCUGAUUGUGCCAUAUUAGAUGUAGAGAACCAAUUGUGUAGAAACACUUGCUUAGGAAAAGCCUUUGAGGCUUCAGUGUUUUCCAUUUGACAUGCUCAAGGUUUUAAAAAAACUUGUCAUUCUGAGAAAGAAAGUAUCAGUUCCUCAUAAUAUCUCGCCAAAAUGUGAUUGAAAAGUGAUAGAAGAUUCCUCAAGUACAUUCCAUCACAUACAACCCAUGUAUUCAUUCCAUGCCCGACGGUUACAUAUAUCCCCUUUACACAAUUGUUUCUAAAUAGGAACAGUUUCAGGCAUUCUCUUCUCUGAGAAUUUCAGUUGUAUUGAGUUGAAAUUUCUGGUUCAUACUUCUUGAACUACAAGUAUCUCAAUUGCUGUUGAUUAUUUUUGGUAGUUAUUGUGACGAAGGGUCUACUUUACCGCUCUUUCAGUUAAACUCCUAGAUAUGCCAGGUUAUCGCUUAUUUUCACGCGAAUGACUUGUGCUUUCAGGAGGAACUUUAUUCAUAUUGCUACAGACAGAAAAGGACCACAUUGGAGGUAAAUUUGAUUUUGUUAUUCUGAAGCAAGGUGAAUUAAGUUUCUGAAACACUCACCAUCUUGGUGAGAGCAUGGUGAUCAAUUUGUUUAACAGAUGUGAUUUUGUCACAAUUUUAAGACUUGCAACGGAAAAAGAAUUGUAUACCAGUAAAAUUACGAUUCUGGGGAUCUUUUAUUCCCAGUUUCUGGAGCAUGUAGUCACUAGGGGUAUUUCUAUUCAACUUGAACGGGAUGCUCGUCCAUUGAGCCCAGCAAUUUCUCAUUUAUACUCUUGGCAAGAGAGUGGCACUGUAAGAGGGAAAGGUCCUUCAAAGAACACAGUAGCACCGGCCAGGGCUUGUACUUUUCAGUGCGCUAACCACAAGGCUGCUACGUAUCAUCAUUUCUAAGGAAACAGCAGGUUAAAUAAUCAUACCUUAAAGAUUCGAUUUAGGGUCCUCUUUCCAAUAGGCUCCUCUUCUCUAAUAAGCGCCCCCCUCUAAUUUGGUCUUGUUAAUAAGCGCCCCUUUUGAGUAAGCACCCUUAUUUCAAUAAGCGUGAAUACUCCUGUCUGAAAUUGCCAUCAAGCGCCCCUAUUCCGUUUCAGUGAUAUCAUUGUUAUAGUUUAUGUACAUUGAGAUCAACCGUGGUCCACCUUCGUUUAAUUGCUUUUUAUAGCUUCAUAAUAAAACAGUGGCCUUCGUCUCAGUCUCUCAACUACUACGUCCAUGUGAGUGCACAAUUCCUUCAUAGCACUGAAUGAUCUCGUCUUAAAAUUUGCGGCGACUAAUUGGCUUUUCGUUCUAGCCAGGAAGGAUCCAGAGACGACAAGUCCCUUUUCCAGUUUCUUGAGCCUUUUCAAAUAAACAUCGAAGCUUUAUUCGGCACAUUCUGCUUUUUUUCAAAAAAGAAUAAGCGCCCUGUCCCUAAUAAGCGCCUUCCUUUCGGUAACCGAAGUAAAUAAGCGCCCGUGCGCUAAAUCGAAUCAUUGCCGUAUUUAAUUAUAAAUAGAGGUAGGGUUUGACGAAAGAUGUUUAAUGUCUGUCUGUAGGUUCUUCAAGACUUUCCAUCUGCUAGUGCCAACAUCCCCUUCGAAUAUUUAUUUGACCUAAUCCCACCGAUUCAACCGCGGGCUUUUUCUAUUGCUUCUUCUUUGAAGGUAAGAGGACCUGUAUCCGGGAAAAUGAAUAUUCUAACUAUCUUUUAGCUGCCCUUCGUUACAUUCCACUCCACUACAAAGACAUUGAUAAAUACUUUAAGUCUUGUGUGCCAUGUGAAAAAGCCGGGGCAUCAUAUCAGCACGAGCGGAAGCAGCAGACGCAAACGAAGACUGACGUUUGAGUUCAGCCUCUUCGUUCCUGAAAGAACUAACUCUGGAAAUAUUUUCAAAAAUUACAAACUUACCAUAAGAUACAAAUAUGUUCCUCCUUUUCAUGAAAACUCUUAGUAAAAUAUUUUCAGGAACCUCCCGCGUAAUUCUGCAUUCAGCCUACAAUCAGUACUAAAAUUACUAAAGAAAUUUUGACCCUAUCUUGACAGGCUCACCCAGAUGAAGUCCAAUUACUGAUAGCUGUUGUAAACUACAAUACUAAACUUGUCAAACCGAGGCGAGGCCUGUGCUCCACAUGGCUGGCUUCUCUGGACCCUUUGAACAAAGAUUGUCGUGUACCUGUUUGGGUGAAGAAAGGAACAAUAUCAUUUCCCAAGGCUUUAGACUCACCUAUCGUCAUGGUAGGCCCAGGUAAUUUGACAUGUUGCACAAUUUUUUUCUUUAUCAUACGUGUAUUUUUACAUGAUUGGUCAAAGACCUUUGCCUUAAAUUUUUUAGAUUUUGUAUUGACGUGUGCUUCUUGGUUUUAUUUAUGUGUAGAACAUUACUGAGUUUUCUAUAGACAAGCAGAGGUAUUUAAACGCCAACACGUUACAAUACUAAGAAUACACCUCGCUUUACAAUCGUGACGCCUAUUUUCAGAAAAGUUUAUACCCCACAACCUCUGUUUACCUCAUAAAUGUGCCUAUGGACGGUCAUUUUUCUUUGAGAAAACCGCCCGUGCUUCUUAAAGAGAUGCUUUUAUACAUCAAUAGUAGUUGCGUGUUUUCGUUAUAUACUUUGAUUCAGUUUAUGGGCGAGUUACGUUCUUGAUAAUUUACACCUGGAACUUUAUUUUUUCAAGCCUAAUGAGGUUGUGCAUUGGUAAUUCAAAGUAAACGCAGAUAACUUUAAAACUAAGGUAUCUUGCUUUUGUGGUUAAACAAACAAACUGUUGAUGCGUUGUAUUUUUCCUCUAGGUACUGGCUGUGCUCCGUUUAGAAGUCUUAUUGAAGAGAGAGUGUCACAGUCUGCUGGAGGUAAGCGAGGGUUUGUUCCACCAGCAGGAGGAGAUAUUGCCUUAAGCUAUUCACGUCCCUAAAACCCUCACUUCUUGAAAUGAGUGGUCUAGGCUAGUAACGCAAUCAAACUGAAAUUUUCUAAUAUCUCGUUUAAUCGUCUGGUUGAGGUAACGGUCUCUUAAAAAAAAACUGUGGUCGGUUACCGUAACUGUCGUUUUGAAAAAGAUGGUUUUUCAAAUGUUGUAGGUCUGACUCGUGGAAACUGGACAUAUUUUCUAUGAUGUCUCUGGCUGUAAGACUGGGGUAGUGUCCGUCACUUGUGAUUGGUCAGUUUCGAUCCGUCUAUGUAGAUUUAUGUAAUUCUAUUUGGCAUAUAAGUCGUUCGUGGAGUGCUUGUAGUUGUUGGCGUCCGCCGAAAGGAGUCUGAUAUAACUAAAACAACCAGCUAUCCAAAGUCAGUCGUGAUAGGAUUGUAGGUUUUGACAUCUGGCUGGGUUCCUCUGAAAUUACUGUUGUCACUCCAGGAAUGGUAGAUUUUUCGUUCUGAUAUAUUUUUGCGGUUUUUUCGCCUUCGAGUUUUGACCCAUGGUUUGUUUAUUAUUAAUCACAAAAACUAAUCACAAUUGUUAUUUUUGUUAUUUGCUAUGUGUCAUUUAGUAUCAAUCAGGUAGCGGCCUUUAUCAGUUGUAUAAUGUGGAUAUCUUCUUGCAGACUGUGUGCUGUUCUUUGGCUGUCGGAAUAGUAACAAAGAUUUCUUUUUCCAAGACCAAUGGGGUCCCUUGGUUGAAAAUGGAAGUUUGCAGUUGUUUACUGCUUUUUCGAGAGAUCAGGUAUGUUAAGAUGGGCAUCUUGUUCCCCCCCUAUGGUACAAGGACUUAGCCACGGUUGUCACUUAUCGCAGAUCACAAUUUUUCCCUCAUUAGAGAGCGCGGUGCAUCGGAGAACUUAGAGGCCGUCAAAGAAACAAUGAGAAAAAAGAAUCACGUGAAAAAAAAUGUGAAUCCGAACAAAGCACAAAAACAUUUAUUUUUUUUUUCCAGUUAGAGAUCAACACAAAAAGGCAUUUAUUGCUGAAAUUGUUUCUUGCUCUCAAAAUGUCUCUGUGUACAGGAAGACAAGAUUUACGUCCAGCACAGAUUGCUAGAACACAGCUUUCUUGUCUGGGAUCUUCUGGUCAACAAACAAGGAUGGUUUUACAUCGCCGGGUAUGAUAAGUGCUCUUUUGCUUUAAAUUUUUUCCCUUUAACUCCCAUGAGUGACCAAGACAAAAUUUCUCCUUACAAUACCAAUACAAUUUCAACCAGAUAA
Messenger RNA from Pocillopora meandrina, 8507 nucleotides. Lineage: Eukaryota; Metazoa; Cnidaria; Anthozoa; Scleractinia; Pocilloporidae. The record is from the annotation of a GenBank genome assembly.